UAUGAUCCCCCCCCCCCUCUUACACAUAAUAGCCUAUAUUGUCUGUGCGAUACUCUGCAAAAGAGAGAUCAUAGGAGCUCCGCCUCUUUGAUACCCAAACCGGACUGUCUAAAGGAGAGAAACCAACCAACCACAGAGGCUGCAUGAAAACCCCUCUGGUCUCCAUCACCAGGCAGCAUCAUCUCUUCUGUCUUCUGUCUGUGUCCGGUGUCAGGUGGAUGGAUGGAUCAGCUUCUGGGUGGGACUCCUGCAGCCAGCUGGAGUAAAGCAGCUCCAGAGAGGAUGGACAGUUUGGAGAGAUAUCAGUGAGUGAAGCGUGUUGAUGGGAACAACAUCGCAUACAUAUUCCCUGUUAUAUCUGUUGUGGUGAUACCUCCUCACUCACAGGCUAUACAAUACUCAGCAUCUGCAGAAAAAAACAUGCAUCUGCAGAAGAAAGUUAAAAAUCUAACAUCCAACUGCGUCAAGUAGUCAGUCCUCUGCGACAGGACUGCAACCAUGUAGCCAUGCACUUUUUAUUUGUAGUUGUGCAUUCAGAAGGAUAUUUGCAGCUUGCAGCCAUGCAGGACACUUGAACUCUGCAGGGAAAGCAGAUCCAGAGACAGAGAAGAGGUUUUUAUUGUCGCUCCUGGUCUUGCAGCUUUGUGCCAAAACAUGGCACGAUUACGCAGGAAAGCGUGCAUCGCUCUGUUCCUCUUCACGCUCUUCAUCUUCGGGACCAUGAUGGGACUGAGGACCCUGAAGCCCAGUGAUGGUUUCUCGGAUCUGGCUCCAGGUUUGGAGCUCCUGCCGGUGAAGAUGGACAGACACUCGUCCUCCACGUCUCCGGGUGGUCAAGCGCGUCCAGCUGGCAGCAACACCAAAGCGGUUCUGUCCAACUCCGGUCCAGAGGGAAUUAUAUUUUACGAUGUGCAUAUUUUCUACUACACCUGGUACGGAAACCAACACAUGGACGGUAAAUACAUCCACUGGGACCACAUCCUGGUGCCACACUGGGACCCCAAAAUCGCCUCCAGCUACCCGAGAGGCAGACACAUGCCUCCAGAGGACAUCGGAUCCAGUUUCUACCCAGAACUGAAUCCCUACAGCUCCAGGGACCCGGACGUGUUGGAGUCGCACAUGGAGCAGAUCGGAGCGUCUGCAGCAGGGGUUCUGAUCCUGUCCUGGUAUCCUCCCGGCCUGGCUGACGACAACGGGGAACCCGCUGAGGAUUUGGUACCAGCUGUACUGGAUGCUGCAUAUAGACACAACCUCAAGGUUGCAUUUCACAUCCAACCAUACAGAGGAAGAAACGACCAGAGCGUGCACGACAACAUCAAGUAUAUCAUUGACAGGUAUGGUGACCAUGGAGCCUUCUACAAGUUUACUUCCAGCACAGGGAAGAGUCUUCCUCUAUUCUACGUCUACGACUCCUACCUGACUCCUCCAGAGUCCUGGGCCGAAUUCUUGACUCCCACCGGCUCCCACAGCGUGCGCGGCUCAGCCUACGACUCCAUGUUCAUUGCGCUGAUCGUGGAGGAGCGCCACAAGCACGACAUCCUCGCGGGUGGUUUUGACGGCAUGUACACUUAUUUCGCCUCCAACGGCUUCUCCUUCGGCUCUUCUCACCAGAACUGGAAGGCCAUCAAGGCCUUUUGUGACGGCAACAACCUCCUCUUCGUCCCCAGCGUCGGACCCGGUUACAUCGACACCAGCAUCCGGCCGUGGAACAACCACAACAUGCGCAACAGGGUGAACGGUCGCUACUACGAGACGGCCCUGCAGGCGGCGCUGAAUGUGAGGCCGGAGGUCGUCACCAUCACGUCUUUUAAUGAAUGGCACGAGGGGACGCAGAUAGAGAGGGCGACGCCCAAAAAAACAGUGACCCGUGUGUACUUGGACUAUCAGCCACAUGGACCCGAUCACUACCUGGAGUUGACCCGCCGCUGGGUUGAGCAGUUCAACAAAGAGAAGGAGCAUUGGCUCAUGUGAGCUUUCGUCGAACUGAAACAGCAUGCUGUAGUGGAAGUGUGUGUACACAUAAAGGAGAAAGAACAAAGGAGAAUGUAGUGACUGAUCAGUGUCAAUGUGAGUCCACAAGGACAUGCUUUUACCUUUGACUUGACUGGGUGUGAGAGGUUCUGCAGGUAUGCACACAUGCAAAUCUGCAAUAACAGGACACUGUGUCGCUGGUGUGACUCAUCUCGGUUGAGUUUCUGGGUAAAGCAGCAUUAAAAGGGUGAUUCUCUGGUCUUUGUUCACUUGAUGCAACUUAAUGAACAAUUGUCUCAAACACACUGAGAAAACCGUCACAACGUACGGGCCUUGUCUCCCUCUCUACAGUUAAAUACUAGAAUUAAUUACAAUAGCACGACACUUUUAUAGUUUCACUUUCAUCCACGACUGGCUGUCAAAACCGAAUGAGAAACUGAUGGUGAUUUUUUUUGUGUAUUCGAAAUCGCAUGCUGUACUGCAUACUACAUACUCAAUCUGUAUGUACUGCCUAUUCAAUUGACGAUUAAGUAUGGCGUUACCAGCAGACUGAAGUAAACUCAGGCAAUAGAUCUUCUCUCCAUCACAUGACUGUAACGAUCACGAUGCUACAGAAUGAAAAUUGCUUAUCACAAAUAUAAAUCAACAUUACCUCUUUACUCAAUUAUAUAUUUUCAGUAUUAUUUCAAGUUAAAAGUAUAAAAUAUUUUUAUGUUUUCUACAGUACAUUAUACUGUAUAAGUGAGCUCCCGCACUUUCCCCCCCGAGGCCCUGAUCAGACAGAGCAUGUUUUGCAGGUUUAAAAAGCGAGGCACACCACACUGCCUUUUUUUGUUGAAGAAGCCCAAUCAUAAUUGUAUUGUUGCUAGGCAACCACCGAAUGAAUGCCAACGUUAGCUUCACACAAACCUUGAACUGUACGCUACCUAAUAGUUAGCACAGUUUAAAGUAAUGAAAACAACUUACCCAAAAUCUCAAGUACGGCACUAAUUUGCGUCCAGGCUUCAGAUCACGGUAACUACAGUUGGUGAAGUCAUAUAGAUCCGGGUAUCCAGCAAAAGCCACCACAAUGAGGAAAAAACGCUAAUGACAUUGGGCACUUUUCUGCAAAAACGCAAUGCAUUUUGGGGCAGUUGAGUGUGUCCAGUAAGCUCACGUCUCAUACUCAUAAAUUCUUGCUAAUCUAGCGUACAUCCGGGCAUUUCUCACAUACUCAAAAUCCAAAUACUGUGCAGUUGGAACGCAAUACACACUCAAUUUGAACUCCCUACUAAUUCUUACUAGUAUGAAUAGUAUUUUAGUAUGCGAUUUCGAACACAGCCAUGGUGUUUUGAAAGCAGUAAGUGGGGGUUUAGCAUGCAAGUAAAGAUAAGAGUUUAACAUUUUGGAAAAUACUUUAAUUCACAUUCUGGCAGACAGUUGGAUGAGAAGGUUGAUACCGCUCUCAUAUCUGCCCGUUAAACGGGGAAACAGCUGCCUGCUUCUGUCCAACGGUCAUAAAAGUACCAGCACCUCUAGAGAUAAUUCAUGAACACAUUAUACCUCAUUUGUUUAGUUAAGUGUGAAAAUGACUUGUUGGGGUUUUACGACUGUUUCUUGGCCAGGUGCAGUGACUUUCUGGUUGCCUGGCAACUUAAUGGUUACAUCAAUCAGUGUUCAUCGUGGGCACCUUCUGUCACUUAAGUAACAUCACCAGAAUCAGAAGUUAAGUGUUAAGGCCAAGGUUCAAUAUUUUGGAGUGGCUAUAUGAAUAAAAACGGACCACUUACUGGAGCACUCUGCUGUAUGGAUUGGUGUGAUUUAGAUUUGAUGAAAUCCUGCUGUCUAUUAAAGUAAAAGCUACUUUCAGACGGAGGCAUUUUUGAGAAUAAAAGUAUGCUCUUUGGUUGUGAAAGGCGCUUCU
Sebastes umbrosus (honeycomb rockfish) is the source of this 3874-nucleotide messenger RNA. RefSeq names its product glycoprotein endo-alpha-1,2-mannosidase-like protein. NCBI's taxonomy places the organism in Eukaryota, Metazoa, Chordata, Actinopteri, Perciformes, Sebastidae. The transcript is spliced from 4 exons. Gene Ontology annotation, molecular function: alpha-mannosidase activity. The record is from RefSeq and is a predicted model, not a curated record. Gene Ontology annotation, cellular component: Golgi apparatus. The coding region runs from base 655 to 1971 and encodes 438 amino acids.